Molecule: messenger RNA, 3042 nt
Organism: Halteromyces radiatus
Lineage: Eukaryota; Fungi; Mucoromycota; Mucoromycetes; Mucorales; Cunninghamellaceae
Exons: 7
Coding region: 1-3042 (1013 amino acids)
Biological process (GO): intrinsic apoptotic signaling pathway in response to endoplasmic reticulum stress; mRNA processing; protein phosphorylation
Cellular component (GO): IRE1-TRAF2-ASK1 complex
Molecular function (GO): RNA endonuclease activity; protein serine/threonine kinase activity; ATP binding
Source: RefSeq, a predicted model, not a curated record
AUGAUUAUUGCUACUUCUUUGGAUGGUUCUAUUAGAGGUAUAGGACGUUACGAUAGUCAAGUGUAUUGGACAAUACGUGGUGGUCAACAAGCUUCUUUAGUCAAAUCCAAUGCAAACCAUCAGAGUCGACUAGUACAGGAUUCACUACCUCAAUCUAACUCUAUAUUUGACAAUGACAAUAAUGAUUAUUAUAACAAAUACGACUAUCAACAUACUUAUGACGAAAAGGUAUACAAUAACAUGGCUCCUUUGUUGGAGGAAAAGGUCACACCGGAUAAUGAAAAAGCUGUUAGACUAUGGAACAACCUUCCUCAAAAUUACAAUGUUUCAUAUAUCAUUGAACCAGUGAAUGGUGGCAUUUUAUAUUUACAUAUUGAAGGGGAACCUUUGCAGAAACUUCCUUUUACAAUGAAAGAUAUAGUGGAUAGGUCCUUUAUUACUGAAGAUGGUGUUGUAUACAUUGGUGAAAAGUCUACCUUGAUGAUCGCAUUGGAUCCAAUUGCUGGCAAGAUUCUAAGAAAAUUCGACCUUCAAGACUCCCAAUAUGAUGUUAUGAUGGAUUCCAAAACUCACUUCCCACCACAUACCAUCUAUCUCGCUCGAAAUGAAUACAAGGUCAGGAUCAAUGAUUUGAAAAAGAAUAUGCAUUGGCGUUUGACUUUUAGCGAAUAUGAACCAAAUGCAAUGAAAUGGAACCUACCAGAAGAUAUGACAGCACCUGAUAUCUAUAUUGCUCCGGAUUCUGAAAGGGGAAUUACUGCCAUCAACCUUACAAGUGGUGAUUUUAUUUGGACAAAGAAUUUACCUUAUCCUGUUGUUACGGUUUUUGAUGUUUAUCGCAACUCAGACUUCUCACUGGUAUUAUCUCAACAAAUUCCUCCAACACAACUCAACAAAGGAACGAUCGGAAACAUCACCAAAACACUCGACUCGCAUCAACUCUCCUCAGCAUAUGUCAGUGUUCAUGAAGGUACUUUAUAUGCAUUAUCAGUGGAAAACUUCCCUCUUGUACAACUUGCCGAAUGGUCAUUCAUCUAUACGGGAAAAAUACCAGGUGCUAACUUGCGAUUAUUGGAUUCUGGCGAUGCAGUAGUUGCUCCUCAAUCAGAAUACAAAGCAGAUCGAUUGAUUGGUCAAAAUCUAGUAGAAACAACAGCACUUCCAACACCACCUCUUCCUGACAAUGAUAGAAAAACUAUCGACGGUACACCAAGUGAUCAAGGAUUACAUAAUACUAUCGACAAUUCAGACACGAACUCGUUUUAUUAUACGAUUGGACAGCAUUGGAAACUUUAUCUCAUUCUAUUACUGACUACUGCUUAUAUGAAUCGAAAAAUUGGAUGGCAACUCUAUAUUUUACAUAUUUUACCCGUAUGGACAAAAUUCAUGAAUCGAUAUCGUAACAAUCAACGUAAUGGUCCUAAUAUUGUCCAAAAAACGGAAAGAACGGAAGAUUUCGAUACCAACAGAGUAACAACAACAACAACAGCAACGACAACAAUAGACGAGAUUUCAGCUACCGAAAAUUUACAGCAUGAAAAUAACUCAACUUUAUCGAUACCCUCUUCCGUUGCCGCUGUAUCAACAUCAACAAUCAAAGAUACUCAAACUUCACAAAACGACAUUGAUCAACAUAUACAUAAUAGUUCAUCAGACAAACAAAAUGUUUCCCCUUCUAUCAAACCUCGUGGUUUGGAUUUACAAGCUUUUCAACCUACCAAAUCAAGUGUACUCAGUAUAUCAGACUCUGUUUUGGGAUAUGGAAGUCAUGGGACAGUAGUAUACAAGGGUACUUUUGAUGGAAGAGCGGUAGCAGUUAAACGACUUUUAAUUGAUUUUUAUGAUGUCGCUCUUCAAGAAGUGAAGCUUUUACAAGAAAGUGAUGAUCAUCCCAACGUGAUUCGGUAUUUUUACAAGGAAGAAACGGAUAGGUUCUUAUACAUUGCUUUGGAACUCUGUUUUGGCUCAUUACAAGAUUGCAUGGAUCGCUCACUUGCCAUCUCUGAUAUGAAACUAUACGAUCAAGUGGAUCCUGCAAACAUUCUUCAUCAAAUCACCAAUGGUAUUCAGCAUCUUCAUUCACUUAAAAUUGUACAUCGUGAUCUCAAACCUCAAAACAUCUUACUGGCACCGGCAAAACAUCAAGUCAACAAGGAUAGUCCUUCUAUGCGUAUUUUGAUAUCCGAUUUUGGUCUGUGCAAAAAACUGGAUGGCGAACAAAGCAGUUUUCAUUAUACGGCAGCAUCACCAGCUGGGACGUCAGGAUGGAGAGCACCGGAAUUACUGGCAGGUGUGCUAGCAGCAUCUGGAUCCGACAAUACCAAUUUCAGUAAUAGUAGUAGUAAUGGUCAUAGUAAGGAUAUGGAUCCCAAUCGUAUCGGUAGAGUCAAGGCAACAAGGGCAAUUGACAUCUUCUCCACCGGUUGUAUAUUCUAUUAUGUUCUAUCGAAUGGUGAUCAUCCUUUUGGAAAUCGAUUUGGAAGGGAGAGCAAUAUUCUGAAAGGUGAUUAUGACAUUUCGAAAUUGGAAACCAUGGGUGAAGACGGUAUAGAAGCUAUGGAUCUCAUUGACGCCAUGAUUAGUACCAAUCCUCGAUCAAGACCGACGGCAGCACAGGUACUAGCACAUCCCUUCUUUUGGUCAACGUCAAAACGACUUGCUUUUCUUCAAGAUGCAUCCGAUCGGUUUGAAGUAGAACAACGUGAUCCUCCAUCAUUGCUUUUACAAAGUUUGGAAAAGGAUGCCAAAAAAAUUGUUGGUUAUGAUUGGUAUCGUAGAAUUGAUCGUGUUGUGGCUAAUGAUUUAGGCAAGUUUAGAAAAUAUGAUGGAAAACGAGUUCGUGAUUUACUUCGUGCUCUUCGUAACAAGAAACAUCAUUGGCAAGACUUACCCGAUGCAGUUAAACGUACCCUUGGUGAACCCCCUGAUCAAUUCCUUUAUUACUUCACAGCUAGAUUCCCUCUUUUACUUUUACAUACUUAUCAUAUUAUUCUUAGUCAUGAUCAUUUGACUCGAGAAGGUGCUUUACGACAAUACUUUUGA